AUGUCUCAACUCGAAAAAAGCGACCAGAAGGUCUUUUAUGAAGACAACGGACUGGAACUUCAGCCCAUGAAGGAGGUUACCGAGGACAACGUCGUCGACACCAAUUUGCAGGUUCCCGGACCCAUCCCCUUUGCCGCCUGGCUUAUUAUCGUCACCGAGUUGUGCGAGCGUUUCUCGUUCUAUGGUGCGUCCAUGUUGUUCCAACGUUACAUGUUGACCCAUCUCCUCCAGACCAAGGGUAACGCCACUGCCAUCUCCCGUGGAUUCUCUUUCUUCUCUUACAUCACCACCAUCUUUGGUGCCAUCGUCGCCGACAAGUGGCUCGGAAAGUACAAGACCAUCUUGAUCUUUGCCAUCCUCUACACUGCCGGUCUCGUCCUCUUGACCGUCUCCUCCAUCGACUCACUCAAGGACACCCUCGGCCUCCCCGGUUUCCUCGUUUCCCUCUACUGCAUGAUCUCUUGGGGUACCGGUGGUAUCAAGUCCAACGUAUCUACCUUCGCUGCCGAGCAGAUCCCCUCCGAGGAUUACCCUCACCCCACCAAGCCCGGUGUCACCAUCAACCAUGCCAUCACUGUCGAGCGUGUCUUCCGUUACUUCUACAUGGCCAUCAACAUUGGUGGUAUGUUGGGUCAGGCCAUCACUCCCGCCGUCUCCGAGAAGGCCUGGGACCUCGCCUUCAUGAUCCCUGCCAUUGUGUUCGUUGUCGGUAUCAUCAUCUUUGCCCUCGGUCGCUCAAAGUACUACGAUCGCCCUCCCAAGGGUAACAUUCUCGGCCAGACCUCCCGUUGCCUCAUCUAUGCCUUCAAGAACCGCAAGAACCGUGUCCCUGGCACUCACUGGAUUCAGGGAGCCAUCUCUCCCAACGAUGGAUCGCUCGAGUGGGACAACAAGUUCGUCACCGAUCUGGAGAAGACCUUCCACGCCUGCAAGGUCUUCUUGGUCUACCCCGUCUACUGGGCUCUGUACAACAACAUGAACGACAACUUUGUCAACAUGGCCAUCAACAUGACUCGCCCCAGCUGGUUGAAACCCGAGCAGCUGUCCUUUGUCAACUCUGCCGUCAUUGUCAUCUUCAUCCCCAUCCUCGACAUCAUCAUCUUCCCUAUCCUCCGCAAGGCCGGCUUCAAGUUGGGACCCAUCAACCGUAUUAUCAUUGGAUUCAGCAUUGUCACCUUCUGCUUCGUCUACGUCACCGUCUUGCAGCACUUCCUCUACAAGUCCGGCCCUUACUACAACUUCUCCGGCUUUGACCCCCAGGGCAACGCCGUCUCCAUCCCCACUGACAUCUCCGAUGUCAUCAACGACAUCACCAUCUGGACCCAGUUGCCUGCCUACAUUUUGAUCGGUAUCUCUGAGAUCUUCGCGUCCGCCACCGGUCUCGAGUUUGCCUUCCGCUCUGCUGCCCCCGAGCUCAAGUCCGUCGUCAUGUCGCUCUUCUUGGCCACCAACGCUUUUGGUUCCUUGAUCGGAAUGAUCUUGGCCAUCUGGUCCAACGACCCCAACUUUGUCUACGUCUAUGCCGCCCAGGCCGCUGCCAUGUUCGUCAUGACCAUCCUCUUUGCCUGGAAGUUCGCCCACCUCGACCACAUUAUCUAA
This is a messenger RNA of Linnemannia hyalina, 1599 nucleotides long. Lineage: Eukaryota; Fungi; Mortierellomycota; Mortierellomycetes; Mortierellales; Mortierellaceae. The record is from the annotation of a GenBank genome assembly.